AAGGCGUCAGGGUUCAAAACCCUAAACCCGCUUCCCCGCGAUGGAAGAGGAAGAGCGGCUCCGCCUCCUUCCGGCCUGAGUAGCCCCGACCAUGGCGCCGAUCCUCUCCGGUUCCUAGCGGUCGAAGGAUGCUCGUACUCUCCCGCGGCCUCCCCGUCCGCCGCUGCCGCUAUCUACCCCUCCGCAGCCCGUACCGGAACCUCCCCUUCUCCGCCCACUCCGGCGAAUCACUUGGCGCCUCCGACCUCGCUCCCAUCCCCAGGAUCAUCGCCAAACGCAGGUGGGACGACCCGCGUCUCGCUGCCAUCUUCUCAUCUGCUUCGGCUCCCAACAGCGUCUGCAGAAUCCUCUGGGAGCUGCAGGAGGACCCCAGGUCGGCCUUUCACUUCUUUAUCUGGGCCGGGAAGCAGAGUGGCUUCUGCCACACCGUCGAGACCCGGUGCGUUGCCGUCCACGUCCUCUUUAGGGGCCGGUGGUAUUCCGAGGCCCAGAAGGUCCUUAAAGAUAUUGCCUUGUCAACGCGGGUGUCGGAAGGAUCGGAGAGCAUUGUCGAUGUUCUGCGAACGACUGCAAGGGGUUACGGGACUCUGGGGUAUGGAGUGUUUGAUGCACUCUUUGGGGUUUUGACUGAUCUGGGGAUGCUCGAUGAGGCCAGUGAUUGCUUCUAUAGGAUGAGAGCCUUUAGGGUUCUGCCAAAGUUGCGAUCCUGCAACAAUUUGCUUCAGCGGCUUGUGAGGACAGGCAGAGGCGAGUUGUCAAAGAGGUUCUUCAAUGAUAUUGUCAGCUCAAAUAUGGCUCCUACAGUUUUCACUUUCAAUAUUAUGAUUGAUUUCUUGUGCAAGGAGGGUGAUUUGACUGCGGCAAGGGCGUUAUUCCAGAAGAUGAAAGAAAUGGGUUGCUUGCCGGACGUGAUCACAUAUAACUCGCUCAUUGAUGGGCAUGGGAAGUGUGGGGAAUUGGAGAAAGCUGAGCAAAUUCUGGGGGAGAUGAAAGAUUCCGGCUGUGAGCCUGAUGUGAUUACUUAUAAUGCUCUCGUCGACUGUUUCUGUAAGUUUGGGAAGCUGCUGAAGGCUUUUGAGUUUCUUAGUGAGAUGAAGAGGAAAGAUAUUGUGCCCAAUGUGGUCACAUUCAGCACAUUCAUUGAUGCCUUCUGCAAGGAAGGCAUGAUGCAAGAAGCACUUAAAUUCUUUGUUGAUAUGAGAGUUAGAGGCAUAAGGCCAAAUGAAUUUACUUAUACUUCUCUAAUCGACGGAAACUUCAAGGCCGGAAAUCUUAAGGAAGCCCAGUCGUUGGUCGUUGAGAUGGUGAAUGAGGGGGUGGAGUUAAAUGUUGUGACUUACACAGCUUUGGUGGAUGGCCUCUGUAAAGAGGGGAAGGUUCUCGAAGCAGAAGGGAUUUUUCGGGCUAUGGUGAGAGCAGGUGUGGUGCCCAACCAAUUGAUGUAUACCUCUCUGGUGCAUGGGCAUUUCAAGAAUAAGAACAAGGAGAAGGCAAUGGAUUUACUGUCUGAAAUGAGGGAUAAGGGCAUUGAACCUGAUAUCUCGCUCUAUGGUACCAUCAUUUGGGGUCUUUGUAACGAUAGAAAGAUUGAUGAAGCUAAGACUUUGCUGAAGGAGAUGGAUUAUCUUGGCUUAAAACCUAAUCAUGUGAUCUACACAACAAUAAUGAACGCUUGCUUUAAAGCAGGAAAAGCCUCGGAGGCCCUUGAUGUGCUUCACAAAAUGCAUGAUUCGGGUGUACUCCCUAGCAUUGUUACAUAUUGUGCAUUAGUUGAUGGGUUAUGCAAAGAAGGAUCGAUUCAUGAAGCAAGGUGCCAUUUUGAAAGAAUGAAAUCAUUAGGCUUGCAACCUAAUAUCUUGGUGUACACAGCGCUUAUUGAUGGCCUUUGCAAAACAGGUUUCUUGGAAGAAGCUUCUGAAGUCUUUGAAACAAUGGUGGGGAAGGGUGUAGCUCCAGACAAAUUUGCGUACACAUCUCUAAUGAAUGGGUAUUUGAAGAGGGGCAAUCUUCAGAAAGCGUUUGCUCUCAAAAGCAAAAUGAUAGAGAAUGGCCUUGAGCUUGACCUUCAUGCAUAUACAUCUCUUAUAUGGGGAUUUUGUGACACUGGUCAAAUGGAGGAAGCUAGAAACACACUAGCAGAGAUGAUCAACAAUAAUAUUAUUCCUGAUGAAGCAGUUUAUAAUUGUCUCAUAAGCAAGUAUCAUAGGUUGGGAAAUAUGGAUGAGGUUCAGAGUUUGCAAAUUGACAUGAGAAGAAGAGGUAUCAUUCCUAGCACGAUGGAUGAUACUGCCUCUGAUAAGAUCUGAUUAGUUGUGCUUGGAUUAUUACAACUGCAAUGUAUUUUUUUUCACUCAUGGAGUCCGAGCUUCAAAGGAACCAGAGCUUCUGAUGGUUUUGCUUUAAGAAUAUAUUAUUAUCAUAUGAUUUGAGGCCUGGAACUGAUUCCUAUGUUUAUGGACUCCUGAAAAUUGGUGGAUAUGAGCUGUUACAUGAUAUAAGGCACCGAAGUGUCCAUUUUAUCGACAAAGCCAGUCGGCUGUCAUGGAAAAGGUGUAUCUACAGGGAUAAUAACAAAGUUCUAUAACCACGUUGAUGGGUGGCUGAUAUUUAGCCAUUAAUCCGAGCAUUCAUUUUUCCAGUGCUAGAGUAAAAUCAGUUCAGUAACAGUUUUGGGGCCAUUUGGAUCUGCGCUUGUUAUUCCUAUACUUAGUAUGCUGGUGUACAGAACAGAUAUCUGAACAUCUGAAUAAUGAGAUUAGAAGAGAAAUUUAUGGAUAGAAAAAUUGAUGAAAUCAAUUACAUUUUUGCACUCGGGAAAGGUUUUUUUCUCUUGGAACCAACUGCUAUAUUCUGUUUGGACUCGGCUUCUUUCAGCUGUGCUCUGAGAAUUAUUUGCAGCAGCAGAUGGGCUUUGUCUGGAGGUGGUGUUAGUUUCUCGGCACGAAGGAGUAUGUGAUGUAUGUCUAACACCUUGGAUCAUGCAUGUUAAAGGAGUUUUCUCCAAAGGAUGCAUUAAGGAAGACAUUCUACAUGAACGAUCUUACAAUUUCAUUGAGUCGAUGAAAUGUGUUAAUUGUUUGUGUAAAAGGGCAUCGAGGACUGCUGAAUUUUACAUGUGCUGCUGAUUUUUCGAGCUGCGACUUGCCUGCAUGCAUUCAUGUUUUUUGGUCCGAAGCAAUAAAAGAGACUGCAAAAUAUGCUAUUUGGAAAAGCUGAAAGAAGUAUGAAUUGAAUUGCCUAUUCUUGUAUUCGUCGUCAGUCACCAUCGUUCGGUGAUAUUGCUGGUGCUUUCUUUCGAAGAGCUAUCAGUCACUGAGAAGCUGUGUCAUUUCUUCACCAAACUUACUGAUGACCGGUCGUGCAAAGUUGGCUCCUCCUUCAGCUUACAACACUACACUAUGGACAAAGAAUCGAGCAGCUACAGUGAUCUCCAUCUACA
This is a messenger RNA of Musa acuminata AAA Group (dessert banana), 3439 nucleotides long. RefSeq names its product putative pentatricopeptide repeat-containing protein At2g02150. The record is from RefSeq and is a predicted model, not a curated record. The transcript has 4 exons. NCBI's taxonomy places the organism in Eukaryota, Viridiplantae, Streptophyta, Magnoliopsida, Zingiberales, Musaceae. Gene Ontology annotation, molecular function: protein binding. The coding region runs from base 129 to 2306 and encodes 725 amino acids.